AUGUACAUGCCCUCCCCCUCCGCGCCCCCUUCCUGCGCCCCGACCGGGUUAGGGGUGGGCCCUCACCCGGGCGCUAGAAAGUCCCCCAAGGCGGGAGCAGGGGAGGGCAGAGGGGCGGGGGAGGCUCUAGCGCUCUCGGCUCUCAUUUCAAAGCGCGCUCUCCCUUCCAGGUUGGGUCAGACCUGAACCCCUAAAAGCGGAACCGCCUCCCACCUUCGCGCCAGCCGCCCGCCGGGAGCUGAGUCGCCGGCGGCGGCGGCGGCGGCGGCGGCGGCGGCGGACGGACCCGGGAGUUUCGUCUCGCACUGGAUGGAGCUGAACUUUGGGCGGCCAGAGCAGCGCGGCCGUCCGGGGAACGCUGUAUGCUGAGCUCCCCCGGCGAGACCCAGCGGCGGCUCAGGAUUUUUUGGGGGGCGGGGACCAGCCGGCACCAUGUUCCUGGCGACCUUGUACUUCGCGCUGCCGCUCCUGGACCUGCUCCUGUCGGCGGAGGUGAGCGGCGGGGACCGCCUGGACUGUGUGAAAGCCAGCGAUCAGUGCCUGAAAGAGCAGAGCUGCAGCACCAAGUACCGCACGCUGAGGCAGUGCGUGGCGGGCAAGGAGACCAACUUCAGCCUGACAUCGGGCCUGGAGGCCAAGGACGAGUGCCGCAGUGCCAUGGAGGCCCUCAAGCAGAAGUCUCUCUACAACUGCCGCUGCAAGCGGGGCAUGAAGAAGGAGAAGAACUGCCUGCGCAUCUACUGGAGCAUGUACCAGAGCCUGCAGGGAAAUGAUCUGCUCGAAGAUUCCCCUUAUGAACCAGUUAACAGCAGAUUGUCUGAUAUAUUCCGGGUGGUCCCAUUCAUACCAGAUAUUUUCCAGCAAGUGGAGCACGUUCCCAAAGGGAACAACUGCCUGGACGCCGCCAAGGCCUGUAACCUCGACGACACCUGUAAGAAGUACAGGUCCGCGUACAUCACCCCGUGCACCACCAGCAUGUCCAACGAGGUCUGCAACCGGCGCAAGUGCCACAAGGCCCUGCGGCAGUUCUUCGACAAGGUUCCGGCCAAGCACAGCUACGGAAUGCUCUUCUGCUCCUGCCGGGACAUCGCGUGCACGGAGCGGAGGCGGCAGACCAUCGUGCCCGUGUGCUCCUACGAGGAGAGGGAGAAACCCAACUGCCUGACUUUGCAGGACUCGUGCAAGACGAAUUACAUCUGCAGAUCUCGCCUUGCAGAUUUUUUUACCAACUGCCAACCGGAGUCAAGGUCUGCCAGCAGCUGCCUAAAGGAAAACUAUGCUGACUGCCUCCUCGCCUACUCAGGGCUUAUUGGUACAGUCAUGACCCCCAACUACAUAGACUCCAGUAGCCUCAGUGUGGCCCCAUGGUGUGACUGCAACAACAGUGGGAAUGAUCUGGAAGAGUGCUUCAAAUUUUUGAACUUCUUCAAGGACAAUACAUGUCUCAAAAAUGCAAUUCAAGCCUUUGGCAAUGGCUCCGAUGUGACCGUGUGGCAGCCAGCCCUCCCAGUUCAGACCACCACUGCCACCACCACCACAGCCUUCCGGGUCAAGAACAAGCCCCUGGGACCUGCAGGGUCGGAGAAUGAGAUCCCCACUCAUGUUUUACCACCUUGUGCAAAUCUGCAGGCACAGAAGCUGAAAUCCAAUGUGUCGGGCAGCACGCACCUCUGUCUUUCUGAUCGUGAUUACGAAAAGAACGGCCUUGCUGGUGCUUCCAGCCACAUAACCACAAAAUCAAUGGCUGCUCCUCCAACGUGUGGUCUGAGCCCACUGCUGGUUCUGGUGGUAACCGCCCUGUCCACCUUUUUGUCUUUAUCUUUGGCAGAAACAUCGUAGCUGCAUUUAAAAAAAAAAAAAAACAAUGCGGACAUGUAAAAAGACAAAAACCAAGCUAUCUGUUUCCUGUCCUCUUGUAUAUCUGAAAUUCCAGUUUUAGGAGCUCAGUUGAGACACUGGGAAAACAGUUUCAUUCAACUGGAACUUUUUCUUUCUUUCUCUCUUUUCUUUUUUCUUUCUUCCCUUUUUUUUUUUUUUUUUUUUUUUUUAAGAAAUCUUGUGAACCUUAGGGCUUCUAUGGGAUACCUGAUGCUGUGCUACAUUCCAAAUUCAAAAGGCUUUGGGGCAUGCUGUGUCGUAAAGGGGGAGUUUGUAAAGUUGGCUGUCUAACAAACUGGGCCCAUGUUUUACAUGAUGAUGUCGAUGAUUUUAACAAUUUAACUCUGGCCGUUACUAGCAAGAGAAAGGAGUUAGUAUUGCUAAAGAAUCUUCCAGAGUCACAUAAUGACUGGUUUCUAAUGACAUCAUUUUAGCCUAACAUGGGUGCAGGUUUUGGUGGGAUUUUUUUUUUUUUUUUUUUUUGGUCACAAAGCAAAGAUCCUCAUCAAGGGGAUCUUGAUGGACUUUGUGCAAACCAGCUUGCAUCAAUGUUUACCUUUUCUAUAUGUACUAACAAUUUCCACAUUGUGUACUACAAACAGUUCUACACUCUCCUACCAAACAAAAGACACCUGUCGCAUCCAAACGUAGUGUCUGUCUUCUAGUCAGUGUGGCGGAGGGGAGUGGGGGGAGGCGAGUGUGCAUGAACGUUUGCAGUACCUUGAUGGUUGAACGACACUCUCCUAAGCCUUCCCUGAGCGAGAAGCCCUUUAACUAACAGGAGUCCAAUAUAGCCGAUAUGUCGCUCUAAUACUCUUUACACGUAUGAAGUUAUAUGUAGGAAAAAAAUUUUACUACCAAAUGAUUUCAACUAUUGGCUUUCUAUAUUUUGAAAGUACUGAUACUGUCUUCAUUUUUUACUGAUGAUUUAAUACAAAAUACAUGGAGCUCGUUUCCCUCUCGUAAGUAGUGUUCGCUCCGAUGUUAACUUCACGAAGACAGCUCUUCAAAAGCAGACUGGGACGAGUCUGUGCUUUAGCAGAAAGCUCUGCACCCCGUUACUGCGGACAGGCAGGAGGAAACAGAACAGCCAGGUGUUGUCCUUUAUCAUUUCUUGACAUGCAAGCGUGCAUUCCCGUGAGGAAACUGGCGGCCAUUUGUCAAUGCCCUGCAAAAUCUGAUGGCACCUGUGACAGUUGACACAAUCCAGUACCUUGGUUUUCAUGUGACUUGACAGAGACUGGUUUGGCUGGGACGGAGGGCAGGGACCUGCUGACCUCUCUUCUGAAGCAGAUCCUUGCCAGCCUACCCAGGUCUUUUCCUGAGGGUUGUCUUGACUCUCCAUGGUGAUGACCUCGCCGCUGGUUAGAGUGAUUUGGUCUGAAGGUCAUCAGGACCCUACUUGCAUCUUGUUAUGUUGUAUGUCCUCCAUGACAGACUCUGACAGACUGUGUGGGAAAGAAAGAAGGCUGUGGAUCAGGAGGACCAAUGAUAGGUCUGUGGAGAAGAGUUGGCUGGUAAAGAUACAAGGAACAGGACUCUGGAUACAAGGCAUCUGGCUUGUUCACUGCACAUCAUCUUCCAUCAUUCUCAUCCUUAAACAAGUAGACCCUGAAGUGCACUUUCAAAGUCUGGUUGAUGGCGACAUUCCGAAUCUACAACGAUUGAGUGCUAGGAGCCAUGCUUCUCCAACACUGAGUAGAGAAGAGGAGAUUCCACCUGAAGAGAGUGCUGGGAGCAUUAUCUCUCCCACAUCAGUAGGGGGGCUGGAGGAGGAACUCAAGGUGCACAGUUCAUACUGAUCCCCUUUGCCCACUGAUGUUUGCCUUGUAAGAAUUAAUCAAAUCACUGGG
Messenger RNA from Panthera uncia (snow leopard), 3731 nucleotides. It is a transcript of the gene GFRA1, whose product is annotated as GDNF family receptor alpha 1. Gene Ontology annotation, molecular function: signaling receptor activity. NCBI's taxonomy places the organism in Eukaryota, Metazoa, Chordata, Mammalia, Carnivora, Felidae. The transcript has 10 exons. The coding region runs from base 433 to 1839 and encodes 468 amino acids. The record is from RefSeq and is a predicted model, not a curated record. Gene Ontology annotation, biological process: nervous system development. Gene Ontology annotation, cellular component: external side of plasma membrane; signaling receptor complex.